This is a messenger RNA of Dentiscutata heterogama, 291 nucleotides long. The record is from the annotation of a GenBank genome assembly. NCBI's taxonomy places the organism in Eukaryota, Fungi, Glomeromycota, Glomeromycetes, Diversisporales, Gigasporaceae.
AUGAGUUCUACGAAGUCUCUUAUUCCUCCCAAGUUAUCUGUUUCCGGAAUAACAGGCGGUGCAGCAGCCUUUGCUCAGCUUGGUGACCUUUACAGUAGAUUGCCCAAGGGACCUCUAGUUGAAGGUAUACCUCAUACGAUGCCUAGAUUACUUGGAAGAUACUGGUAUAGAUACAUUCGAACCAGCUCACCUGCUCCUCUUUUACAUAUUAUUUUGGGUGUUGGUCUUGUGAGUUAUGCGGUUGAUUAUGAACUUCAUUUAAAGCAUCACAAGAACAGACCACAUCAUUAA